ACGUGCAGCGGUUCAAAGAGGAAGGAAGAUGGCGGAUAACAAAGGCGAGGAGGAUAUGGAUCCGUCUGUGAGUUCGGACUCAGUGCCUUCAGCCACAGAUACCGAGCCGUCGGACGACAAAUCCGAGACUGCGGAAACGGUCGUGGAAGCAAAAAAGGAGGAGGAAAACGAAACGGAGUCCAGUGAUAAUAAUAACAAAGCACCGACACCCACCAGCGACGGAGGGGACGUUAGCGGCGGGACCGCUGGUGCGGGCGGAGAAGAAGAAGCCGACGGCAGCGGCAGUCCCACGGACACCACCGGCACCAAUGCGGAGCCCGCGGCGGCCACCGAAGCCGUACCCGCCGGUGCCGGGGGGGACGCUCCUCCUGUCGGCGGGCUGAGUACGGAGAUGUCCCCCCCUCCGACGGCUCCGGCCGCCGCCGCCACGCCGGUCCCCGCUCCCAUUAAUUUAUUGGAUACGUGCGCAGUGUGUAAACAAAGUCUGCAGAGCCGGGACUGUGAGCCCAAACUUCUGCCCUGUCUGCACUCCUUCUGCCUCAAAUGUAUCCCACAGCCGGAGAGACAGAUCAGCCUCCAGGUGCCCGGACCUCACGGACAGACGGACACUCACAUAGUCAACGUCAUGCGCUGUCCGGUGUGUCUCCAGGACUACAAACAGAGUGACAUCAUCGACAACUACUUUGUCAAAGACACCACAGAGGCCACCAGCACGUCUGAUGAGAAGUCUGCACAGGUGUGCACGAGCUGUGAAGACAACGCAGGGACGAUUGGCUUCUGCGUGGAGUGUGGAGAAUGGCUGUGUAAGACGUGCGUGGAGGCCCACCAGAGGGUCAAAAUCACCAAGGACCACAAGAUCCGCACCAAGGAGGACGCCAGCGCCGCCUCAGAGUCUGUGGGGACGGCGGGACAGAAGCCUGUUUUCUGUCCCAUUCACAAACAGGAGCCGCUCAAGCUUUUCUGUGAGACCUGCGACACACUGACCUGCAGGGACUGUCAGCUGUUAGAGCACAAAGAGCACAGGUACCAGUUCCUGGAGGAGGCCUUCCAGAACCAGAAGGGCAUGAUUGAGUCCAGUAUAGGCAAACUGCAAGAGAAGAAGAACUACGUCCAUUAUUCUGUGUCUCAGGUGCAAAGCAGGCUUAAAGAACUGAAUGAAACACAUCGGAAAGUGGAGCACGAGAUCAAAAUUGCUGUAUUUACUCUAAUAAAUGAGAUCAACAAGAAGGGGAAGUCUUUGCUGCAGCAGUUAGAGAGUGUGACCAAAGAGCGCAGUAUGAGGCUGGUGGCUCAGCAUAAGGACACCACCCAGUUAGCCCAGCAGAUCCACCAUGUGCUCAACUUCUGCCACUGGGCCAUCAGCACCGGCAGCAGCACAGCCCUGCUGUACAGCAAGAGACUGAUCCUUUAUCAGCUUCGCCAGCUCUUCAAGGCUCGACUGGAGCCUCCGCCUCAGGCCAACGGAGUGGUGCGGUUUUUCUGCGACCCCACCUUCUGGGCUAAGAACGUGGUGAAUCUAGGUAACUUGGUCAUAGAGAAACCUCCUCCGCCUGUCCAACCGCCCGGCGUCAUGGCAGGAGGACCGCCCAUUUCGCCGGGCCAGGGUCACCCGGGCAAACACCCGGGUCAGAUCAAUCUGGCCCAGCUGAGGCUGCAGCACAUGCAGCAGGCGGCCUACGCCCAGCAGAAGCAGCAGCACCAGCACCACCAGCAGCAGCAGCAGCACCAGCAGCAGAUCCAGCAGCAGAUGCGCAUCGCCUCUCAGAUGUCCCAGCAACACGCCCGACAGGCCGGCCCCGGCAUGGUGCAGCAGCAGCCUCCCAGACUCAUCAGUAUGCAGCCCCUUCCCAGAGGUCCUGGGGGUAUGAACGGUGGGCCAGGCCCCCCCAUGUACCCCACCUCCCAUCACAUGCGUCUGCCGGGGCCACCCCCCCAGGGCCGGAUGCCCACGGCUCAGCCCAGACAUAAUGGACAGCAGUACCCCCCCAUGAUGCAGCCUCAGCUCCAGAGACAGAUGUCUGUAGAAUCUGAGAUGAGCCACCAAAGGUUUCGUUUCUUACUUCAAUCAGGGCAUUCCAACCCCGGCCACGCCGGCCCCUUCCCGGUGGCGUCGCUCCACAACGCCAACCCCACCAGUCCCACCAGCGCCAGCAUGGCCGGAGCCCAUGCCCACCGCGGCCCCGCCAGCCCCGUCAUCGGACCCAUUGAACUCAUCCCCUCCGUCACCAACCCGGAGAACCUGCCCUGCCUACCCGAGAUCCCGCCCAUUCAGCUGGAGGACGCUGGUUCCAGUAGUCUGGGCCAUCUGCUGUCCCGCUACAUCACAGCCAGUACACAGCAUCAGCUGGGCCCAGUGGACAUGAACGCCUCACCUGGACUGUCCACACACUCCCCUGGAUCUUCAGGUGUGUCCAACGCCCAUACCCCAGCCCGUCCUUCCAGUACGUCCAGCACAGGCAGCAGAGGCAGCUGCAGCUCCUCUGGCAGGGCUGCGGCGUCUGGGUCCAGCGCCGCUGUGGACCCGGUCCGGGUGAAGCAGGAGCCCGGCACCGACGACAGCUACAACUGUCCAUCAUCAUCUGUGAAGACGGAACGAGGAAAGGACGGGAGGAGCGCCUGCAUGAUGAACAGUCCAGAUAACAGUCCUCAUCCUGGACUGGGAGGCGUGUGCACAGCUCCGUCUGCGGGAGACCGGAUCAAAACCGAGCCCCAGUCCGACACGCCGUGUUCGGGCCUGAACGGCUCCUCCUCCUUUUCCACUCUGACCUCCACUACCUUGGCCAGCGGUGGCACGCCACUCACCAACGGCAACGCAGACAAAAGGGCGGAGACCAAAGAGGGUGGGGUUCCAGCCAACGUGGCCAAUCCCACCCAGAAAGACGAUGACCCCAACGAAGACUGGUGCGCUGUCUGUAUAAACGGCGGCGAUCUGCUGUGCUGCGACCGCUGUCCGAAGGUUUUCCACAUGAAAUGCCACGUCCCCACCAUCAAAAUCUUUCCAAAGGGUGACUUCCUGUGCACGUUCUGCCGGAGUGUUUCCAGUCCAGAGAUCGAGUACUGUGAUGACAGCAGGAGAAUCAAGGGCGAGCGGAGCCUGAGUCCUGAGGACCAGAGGAGGUGUGAACGCAUCCUGCUCUUCAUCUUCUGCCAUGAACUCAGCGUGGGCUUCAGGGAACCUGUGCCUAGUUCUGUGCCCAAUUACUAUAAGAUUAUCAAGCAGCCCAUGGACCUGAAGAAGGUGAAGAAGAAGCUGCAGCUGCGCAGCUCCCAGUACUACCAGUCCACCCAGGAGUUUGUGUCUGACAUGCGGCUGGUCUUCAAAAACUGUGCACAGUACAACGAGAUGUCUCGAAUAAUCCAGGUUUAUGAUGAGGAGAAACAGAUUAAUACUCAGGUCUCCUCUGAAAUGGCCAUCUCUGGUAAAGCCGUCAGUCUGUAUUUCGAGGAGAAGCUUCAGCAGAUGUUUCCUGGACAGAGUUUCCCUGAGGUGUCGGACGCAGACUUCCCCGAGCCGACGGACAAGAACGAGGACGAGGACACGGACGAUUCAGGGGACGACUUCAUCCAGCCCAGACGCAAGCGCUUAAAAACGGACGACAAGGUGGUGCACAUCAAAUAAAUGAACCAGAGGAGGAGGACGACAGAAGGAGGAACGACCAACGGAACCGUCUGUCCUCCUUCUGCUGGAGGACCCAGGCCCAGGGGGGACCAGGUCCAAGGUGGGACCGGGUCCGAGGUGGGACCAGGACGUGUGCACCACCUGCUGGGCCUUUGAAACCUGAACUUCUGCCUUGAACAUGGGAGGAGCUGCUGGCCACGCCCACUCAGAACAGCCACACCCCCUCAGAAUGACCACGCCCACUCAGAUGCUUGUACAGACUGUAAAACUAGAACUCGUUUGCAAAACUUAAGUUAAAGUUCUGCCGUUUCUUUUUUUUUUUUAUCAUCCGUUUCCAUUUGUAGAUUUGAUGUGACACACUGCUUUAUAAAC
This is a messenger RNA of Sphaeramia orbicularis (orbiculate cardinalfish), 3991 nucleotides long. It is a transcript of the gene trim33, whose product is annotated as tripartite motif containing 33. The coding region runs from base 29 to 3619 and encodes 1196 amino acids. Gene Ontology annotation, cellular component: chromatin. Gene Ontology annotation, molecular function: zinc ion binding; protein binding. The transcript is spliced from 21 exons. NCBI's taxonomy places the organism in Eukaryota, Metazoa, Chordata, Actinopteri, Kurtiformes, Apogonidae. The record is from RefSeq and is a predicted model, not a curated record.